AUGAUUCAUUUGGAGAAUCAGAAUUCCCAACAAUUUUAUGAAAAUGAUCCAUGGGAAGAAUCUGGCGACAUCAGUAGUACUACAGUUGUGCGGGAAAUUCACGUAAAAAACCGUAGUACAUAUGCCGUGCAAUUACUUGUUCAGUGUGGAGACACAAACAUGCGUAGUGGUAACCAGACGGAUGAGACGGAAGCGGAGAUACAAUACAGUACAUGUUGUUCACCCGGUGGGGUAGUAACGUAUCGACUCGUACAAACUGAUGGAUGUGGUGCUCGGAAGAGGGGCACAUCGAUCGAUGUAGGGGAGGUACGACGAGGUGCAAGUACCGCUUUAUCAGUUGCUGUGCCACUGCAUUGCAUUUAUUUGUCCGUUCAACUUGACUUGAUUGAAGGACAUCCAAGUGAAUCUGAAUUCUCAUCUCUUAGCUGUGCAGUAGUGAAAAUGUUAGCUAAUUGCUUAAAUGAUGACAGCUGCGCUUUUGACAGUUGGCUUCUGUAG
Messenger RNA from Brugia malayi, 498 nucleotides. RefSeq lists its product as uncharacterized. The transcript is spliced from 5 exons. The coding region runs from base 1 to 498 and encodes 165 amino acids. Lineage: Eukaryota; Metazoa; Nematoda; Chromadorea; Rhabditida; Onchocercidae. The record is from RefSeq and is a predicted model, not a curated record.